UUUGCUUUUGCUUUAUCUUAAUUUUUUAUUUUAACUAUGGCCGGCUACAAGUUCCUUGCUAUCGAGAACCCUUUGUUGGAUAUCCAGUGCAAUGCCACCCAGGCCUUGUUGGACAAGUACCAGCUCAAGGCUAACAAUGCAAUCCUCGCUGACGAGUCUCACCAGCCUUUGUACAACGAGAUUGUCGAAAACUUUGAUGUUGUCUACGUUGCCGGUGGUGCCGCCCAGAACACUGCUCGUGGUGCUCAGUACCUUUUGCCCGCCAACUCUACUGUCUACAUCGGCUGUGUUUCUGACGACAAGUUCGCUGCCACCAUGAAGGCUGCUGCUGAGGCUGAUGGCAUUGCCACCCGCUACAUGGUCACCAAGGACGCACCCACCGGUACCUGCGCUGUCUUGAUCACUGGCCAUGACCGUUCUUUGGUUGCCAACCUGGCUGCUGCCGAAAAGUUCCAGCUCGAGUUCCUCAAGCAGGCCGAGAACUGGAAGUUGGUCGAGGAUGCCGAGUACUACUAUGCCGGUUCGUUCUUCUUGACCCACGACGGCGGUUUCGCUUCUGCCACUGCCAUCUCCGAGCACGCUGCCAAGAACAACAAGACCUUUGCUCUCAACUUGAGCGCUCCCUUCUUGUCCCAGUUCUUCAAGGAGCGUCUGGACAGCGUCAUCAAGAACACCGACGUCUUGUUCGGUAAUGAGGAUGAGGCCACCACCUACGCUGCCCAGGCUGGCUGGAACACCACCGACAUCAAGGAGAUCGCCAAGAAGCUCUCUGAGUUGCCCAAGUCUAACAGCCGUCCCCGUGUUGUUGUGAUCACCCAGGGUUCUGAGGAGACCGUUGUUGCAGUCGGCCAGACCGUCACUGCUUUCCCAGUCACCAAGGCCACCGAUGCCGAAAUCGUCGACACCAACGGUGCUGGCGAUGGUUUCUGCGGUGGUUUCAUGGGACUUCUUGCCCAGGGUGUUACUGACACUGCUCGCUGUGUCCAGGCUGGUCACUACAUGGCUGGUCUUGUCAUCCGUCGCGUCGGUCCCACAUACCCUCCCGUUGCCGAAAGAACCAACACUCCCAAGUUCUAAUCUGUCUAUCAUUUCAUCCAAACAACAACAAGAAGAUUUAAAAAAAAAGAGGCUUUUAAUUCUUUUAUAUAUAUACGCAUGUAAUACAUAUAGUUCUUUCCUUGUCAUCAUUUUUUUAUACAUCAUUAAAUAAAUAAAUAAAUAAAUAUAUAAAAAAAUCAAGACUUUUCAUU
Molecule: messenger RNA, 1250 nt
Organism: Phycomyces blakesleeanus NRRL 1555(-)
Lineage: Eukaryota; Fungi; Mucoromycota; Mucoromycetes; Mucorales; Phycomycetaceae
Exons: 2
Coding region: 37-1077 (346 amino acids)
Biological process (GO): purine ribonucleoside salvage
Cellular component (GO): nucleus; cytosol
Molecular function (GO): adenosine kinase activity
Source: RefSeq, a predicted model, not a curated record